Messenger RNA from Rattus rattus (black rat), 1243 nucleotides. It is a transcript of the gene Mri1, whose product is annotated as methylthioribose-1-phosphate isomerase 1. NCBI's taxonomy places the organism in Eukaryota, Metazoa, Chordata, Mammalia, Rodentia, Muridae. The transcript is spliced from 5 exons. The record is from RefSeq and is a predicted model, not a curated record. Gene Ontology annotation, molecular function: S-methyl-5-thioribose-1-phosphate isomerase activity. The coding region runs from base 74 to 1183 and encodes 369 amino acids.
UGCGCAUGCGGCAGGACGCAACUCCGCCCCGCAACCUGUGCGGGAUUCUGUGUGGCCCUGUACGGUAGGCAACAUGAGACUGGAAGCGAUCCGCUACUCGCCGGGCUCGCUGCAGAUCCUCGACCAGCUGCAGCUGCCGGAGCACUGCCACUACGAGACGCUGAGCUCCGUGCAGCAGGCCAGGGAAGCUAUCCGCGCCAUGAAGGUGCGCGGCGCUCCCGCCAUCGCGCUGGUGGGCUGCCUCAGCCUGGCUGUAGAGCUGCGGGCCGGUGCCGGCGGUCCCGGGCUCGCCGCUCUGGUGGCCUUCGUGCGAGACCAGCUGAGCCUCCUUGUCGCCGCCCGGCCCACAGCUGUCAACAUGGCCCGCGCCGCCCGCGAUCUGACUCACAUGGCGGCCCGAGAGGCGGAACUAGAGGGUGCUACUGAAGAGACCGUGCGGGAAAGAGUGAUCCGCUUUGCCGAGGACAUGUUGGAGAAAGACCUCAAAGAUAACCGGAGCAUUGGCGACUUGGGAGCCCGCCAUCUCCUAGAGCAGACCAACCCCAGGGGUGGCAAGGUGACUGUGCUGACCCACUGUAACACUGGUGCUCUGGCCACUGCCGGCUACGGUACAGCGUUAGGUGUGAUCCGCUCACUGCACGAGAUGGGUCGACUGGAGCAUACCUUCUGCACGGAAACCCGGCCCUACAACCAGGGAGCGCGGCUGACAGCCUUCGAGCUGGUGUACGAAAAGAUCCCUGCGACUCUCAUCACUGACAGUAUGGCCGCUGCAGCCAUGGCACACCAGGGUGUGUCAGCUGUGGUAGUGGGAGCUGAUCGUGUUGUUGCCAACGGAGACACAGCCAACAAGAUAGGCACCUACCAGCUGGCCAUCGUCGCCAAGCACCACGGUGUCCCCUUCUAUGUGGCUGCCCCCAGUUCAUCCUGUGACCUCCGUCUGGAGACUGGAAAGGAGAUUGUCAUAGAGGAACGCCCCAGCCAGGAGCUGACUGACCUGAAUGGAGUCAGGAUUGCUGCACAGGGAAUCCGGGUUUGGAAUCCUGCCUUUGAUGUCACCCCCCACGAACUCAUCACAGGCGGCAUCAUCACUGAGCUGGGUGUCUUUGCCCCUGAGGAGCUCCGUGCAGCCUUAAGUGCCAUCAUCUUCUCAGAGGGACAGACCCUAGAUAGUCCCCAGAUGUGACUAGCUGGCUCUCCCUGCCCUGCCUUCUUCUGGUUUUAUAAUAAAGUUAUCAAAUGGCUA